Messenger RNA from Musca vetustissima, 513 nucleotides. RefSeq lists its product as uncharacterized. The record is from RefSeq and is a predicted model, not a curated record. The transcript has a single exon. NCBI's taxonomy places the organism in Eukaryota, Metazoa, Arthropoda, Insecta, Diptera, Muscidae. Bases 1 to 513 code for a protein of 170 amino acids.
AUGAGAACAGUUGAAAAGAAAAAUCAGACUUGUUCAUCAACAAUAGCUAAACCUGUAACCAGCAAUUCUUCAUCUAGUUCCUCCAUCACAUCUUCCACCUCGGCAAUUGAAUGUUCAACCAACUCCUCCUCCUCUUCUUCGUCAUUAUCAUCUCCCACCCAAAAUAGUCGUCCUGUUAAAAAUGAAAUAAAAUCGGAAACUAAAGAUUUUAAUGAUAAUUACAAGAAAGAGCAGCCAAAAAGUAACCAGCAAUUACAAAGGCCCUCCUUCUCAUCAUCAGUAGCAGCAGCAACUGUGAAUUAUAUUUCCCACCAAGAACCACAACAACAACAACAAAGAGAAGAGCAAGAACCAACAAAUGUAAAUUCAAAUGAUGCUCUAUUAGGCCAGACAGCAGGAGGACAACAUUAUAUCGCUGGUAUUGCGGCUGCACCUUUGGAUAAUUCUGUUAGUAAUUUAUCAGAUGAUUCCUUUAGUUUCUGUUUUAUUUCGGCUUUAUUAGGUUUGCACUAA